GCCCACUCGAUCAUCGAAUGACGCGUUUCUAGUUCAAUGCUUCCGAAACGAGCACAAUAUACAAAACAACCAGCAGACGACAUUGUGCUCGUAAUAUUUCGCUAAUAUCUUGGACAAUAUACCGGUAUUUCCCGCUUCCAUUAAAUCAGCUUGGAUUUUCUUCGCCAUUUUACAUGACUUUGUGAAUUACCAACUAACGGCCUUUGCCUGUGAUUAUUGUAACCCGACAACAUGGCUUGCAGAAGAUCGACCUUCCUGGUCCUACUCUGUUCUUUCUGGUGCUAUCUUGGCUUGACGAAUUCCUCACCGAUUCCGUCAAUGAGACACGAGCAGCUACUGGAAAAGGAGACGAGGACUUACUUCGCGCACCGGAUCGCCCCGCUUCUCUUUGCCUAUAGCAACGCAUCACUCUCACAGAGUCCUCCGCUCCUUGAUCCCACGUACAUGAACAACAUCAUACAUGAGUCAGCAUCCACUUACCAUCUCGAUAUCGAUUGUGACCUCUGCAAGGACAUCAUGGCUGCCAUCGAUGACGUCAUUAUGUCCGAGGAAUCACGUGACCUCAUCGCCGUCAUCGCCGCUGAGGUGUGCAAGAUCUUGAAGAUCGAGGACGACCGCGUGUGCGAUUACAUCACCAGAGAAUUUAAGGAUGAGGUUGUUGAUGUGGCGGCUUUACAUUACUUGAGCCCAAAUCAGGUAUGUGGGACGUUGCUCGGAGAGUCAUGCGCAGUGACCUAUGACCCGAACUCGGACUGGAACGUGACCUUUCCGAGCAUCCCCAAACCUCCAGUAACCCCAGUGAAUCCACCCAAGCAAGGAUCACCAACUCUCCGUAUUCUCCACAUCAGCGAUCUUCACAUUGAUCGGAUGUACGAGCCAGGGACGAACACCGACUGCGGAGAACCCAUCUGUUGCAGGUCGAAUGACGGUCCCCCAGCACCCGGUGUUCCUGGAGCUGGUAAAUGGGGUGAUCUACGAGGUUGUGAUGCUUCAUUGAAACUAAUGAUCAACACUCUAGAAGAAAUAUCAAAGACUCAGAAGCUUGACCUGAUCUACAUGACCGGUGACCUUCCAGCCCAUGAUGUUUGGAAUCAGACUCGAUCCGAUAACCUUGGCAUCUUCAACCUCGUCACCGACCUCUUACUAAAAUACUUCCCUGGGGUCAAAGUUUACGGCGCUCUUGGCAACCACGAAAGUGCCCCCGUAAACAGUUUUCCACCUACUGACGUCAUAAAGGGUGACCAAUCAGAAACGUGGUUAUAUAACAACAUGGUCGAUUCUUGGAUAGACAAAGCUGAUUGGCUACCUAAUACAACACGUGCAACCAUUCAACGUGGUGGUUAUUACGAUGUUCUUUUGUACCCAGGACUCCGCGUUGUUUCUCUAAAUUCGAAUGCUGGAAACCCAAAGAAUUGGUGGUUGCGGAUCAACGGUACGGACCCUGACGGUCAGCUGCAGUGGUUGAUCGGCGUCCUGCAGGCAGCCGAGGCGACAGGGGAGAAGGUGCACAUCUUGGGCCACAUUCCUCCAAGUAGUACUCUACCGGUCUGGAGUAAGAACUACGAACUCAUCGUCAAGAGAUACGAGAGUACCAUCCGGGGACAAUUCUUUGGCCACACCCAUCAUGACCAGUUCCACCUCUUUUACGAAAACGUCACUACUCGCCGACCAAUCAACGUCGUUUACGUGGCAGGAGCUAUCACGCCCGAUACGCAGUUUCCGGGUUACCGUGUUUACACUUUGGAUGGCAGCUACGCUAAUUCGACUUGGGCUGUACUAGACCAUGAUAACUACUAUCUCAACCUCACCGAGGCCAACCUGACGGACAAACCAAUAUGGCGUCACGAGUACACCGCCAAGCAAACCUACAACAUGACAUCAUUGCAACCCGAAGAAUGGAACAGAGUCGUCGGUCAAAUGAAGACAAAUACAACUCUUUUCAAUCAAUUUUACAGACUUUACCAUCGCCAAUUCGACGCGGGUCCGUGUGAUGCUACGUGUCGUGCAAGCCUGAUAUGCAACAUUGAAACGUCGAGGGCCGACGAUUCGAGUUACUGCUAAAAUAGAUGUAGGCCUACCUUCAUAUGCAAUAACCAAAAAAAAACAAAACUCUGUUUUAUGAGUACGUUUAUGAAAUAUGCAACCAUGCACAGGGAAUAUUUUAUUGAUAUAUAUUUAGAGAUAUUCAAUUUCACUAUUGAUUGCAAGUUGCCUGUUGAUUUGUAUUGUAAGUUUUUAUACAUAAUUUUAUACAUAAUGAAAUAUGCAAUCGCUGGCAUGCUGUUUAACUGAUGUGUUUUGAGAUUGUUUGUUUCAAUAUUGUCUGAAUUCAAAUCUCAUGGUGUUCGGUGUUGUCGGGUAAACCUCAUGAAAGCUUUUAAAGAUGAUCGAUAAGUGAGCUCGAAGGUAUAUUGGGAGAGAUCCCAAUGAAUAAAGAUUACUAUGAGUUGCUAUGUUGGACAGGCCUUAAGCAAACUCAUAAAUGAUAACCAAGAUGUACCAACAAAUUAAAUAAACUAGAUAAAAACACAUUGAUUAUAUGCAUAUGUUAUGAAAUUUCCCAUUAAAGUGUUACGUAUUUUAGUAUAUGCCAUAUGCUGAGAUGCUGGUAGCUCACCGGGCCUAUAUGGGCUAUUUCAAUUUUUUCUGAAUGCAAGUCUCAGUGUUGCUUUAGAUUGUUGGGUGAAACUCAUGAAAGCUCAAGUCAGGUCAAAGUGAGCUCUAUGUUAAGAGAGAUCCCAAUAAUAUUGAUUACUUUAAAAUGCUAUGUUGGACAAGCCUCACGCAAACAUGAAUUACAAAGAUUUACCCUGACUAUGAAUAUGCAAUAAGUUGUAGUUCUUCAAUAGUGUAAUGGAGUUUACCAAGUGUCAAAGAUUAUGUACUAUACUAUCUGUGUCUUUAUGUUACAACAAUGUAUGGAAAAUGGUACCAGAAACAAUCAUUACUGUUGUUAUUCUCUGUCUGUUUAUUUGCAUCUCCUUAUAACUUGUUUUAAUCUGAGAAAUGAACAUCGAUAUACCUGUUAACACUUAACUGAUAAUGCGGGUCGGUAAUAGGUAUUGUGAAAUCUUCUCAGCUUUGAUAUAGGCCU
Molecule: messenger RNA, 3094 nt
Organism: Strongylocentrotus purpuratus (purple sea urchin)
Lineage: Eukaryota; Metazoa; Echinodermata; Echinoidea; Camarodonta; Strongylocentrotidae
Gene: smpd1
Product: sphingomyelin phosphodiesterase
Exons: 14
Coding region: 232-2061 (609 amino acids)
Biological process (GO): sphingomyelin catabolic process; ceramide biosynthetic process
Cellular component (GO): lysosome
Molecular function (GO): acid sphingomyelin phosphodiesterase activity
Source: RefSeq, a predicted model, not a curated record